Messenger RNA from Xenopus tropicalis (tropical clawed frog), 3474 nucleotides. It is a transcript of the gene rab39b, whose product is annotated as RAB39B, member RAS oncogene family. The record is from RefSeq and is a predicted model, not a curated record. Bases 1200 to 1841 code for a protein of 213 amino acids. Lineage: Eukaryota; Metazoa; Chordata; Amphibia; Anura; Pipidae. Gene Ontology annotation, molecular function: GTPase activity; GTP binding. Gene Ontology annotation, cellular component: autolysosome membrane; cytoplasmic vesicle membrane; plasma membrane. The transcript has 2 exons. Gene Ontology annotation, biological process: Rab protein signal transduction.
GAGCUGCUGAUGCCAAUGAUGAGUCAGAGUGUUUGGUGCUGAUGUUGCUGCCAUUUCAUCAGCUCUGGGAGCCCAGCAUCCUCUGUGCGGCGUCUCUUCUCCAUCUUCCCACGGCCGGAGUGUGCUGCUCGUCGUACUCAGGGCCAUCGCAGCCUCUCGCAGCGACUGGUCGCAAUUACCGGGGGCGCAGCCGCUGAUCGGCCGUGUUGCUGCUGGAGAAAGAGCUUGCGGGCCUGCGCUGGAUCCGGCCGCGGUUGGGCAUUCGGUUCAUGGGAAUAACUGCGAGUGAUGGGCCUUAAUGUGUCUGGCUGCCGGGCUAAGGCGAGCUGGAAGGCUAAUAGAAUUGGGUGAUUGAUCUGCUCUGGGAGACUGCUGCCCUUUCCCUCCUGCUUUGUACUGCAAUGUGCACAGCACCCAGCCCAGGGCCGCUUCUACCCCACUAGGCUGCUUGGCAUCUGCUUAGAUUCGGUAGCCUCGCAUAGACUGUUCGGCUGUACUGCUGGAAGAUGGAGGCAGCCUAAAGUUACCAUUUAGCAGCCUGUCAAUGAUGGAAGAGUGAGGAAUCCACGGUGCCAUUCUCCCUUUGUGCUAAAGGAGCUUUUCAUCUUUUAAGAAUAUGGGCAGUUUGAGGACAAGCUGUGUAUAGUUCAACCCCCACACAGCCUGGGGCCUGUUUACCCUCUCUCUAGAACUUACAUAGCUGUCUAUUAGCAUCAUUACACCUAUCAUGCUGCCAGAGGGCAGGAAGAAAUCUUCAUUAGGACUCCAUAACCACUGACUGUAAUUAACUCUGAAGUAACAAAAAAUAGUCAUUGUGGAGCCUUAUUUGUUAGAAUAUAGACUUUUAAAGAGCUUUAAACAUUUCUGUUGUACUCCUGGUCUAACACAAGGGCAAAUUCUAAAGGCCACUGGAUAAAAUAGCAUUGCUAAUUGUAAGAGUAAAGAGCUUUACUGCAAAGGCCAUAGUGUUUGCCCCCUAACCACAUAAUUACAUGCGUUAGCCCAAGAUCUUUGUUUAUACAGCAUAUAAAUGGUGUAGUCUCUUCCUUUUGGAAGCCUUGGUUGUGGUCCUUGAGGAGCAGUGGAUACCCAGAGGUCUCCUUGCCUCCUGAAAGCAACCAGGACAUCUCUGCUAUAAGCUCCUAUACAUUGCCAGGAAGUUUGGCUUAGAGGGUCUAGAACUGUGGAAAUAUAGAACAAUGGAAGCAAUUUGGCUAUACCAGUUUCGUCUCAUUGUCAUUGGAGACUCAACUGUGGGUAAAUCGUGCCUCAUUCGAAGGUUCACAGAAGGCCGCUUCGCUCAAGUCUCUGACCCAACUGUAGGAGUGGAUUUCUUCUCAAGGCUGGUCGAGAUUGAACCAGGCAAGCGGAUCAAGCUACAGAUCUGGGAUACAGCUGGUCAGGAGAGAUUCAGGUCUAUCACACGUGCCUACUACAGAAACUCUGUUGGAGGGCUCCUGCUGUUUGAUAUCACCAAUCGCCGCUCCUUCCAAAACGUCCAUGAGUGGUUAGAGGAAGCCAAGGCACAUGUGCAGCCUUACCAGAUAGUCUUUGUGUUAGUUGGUCACAAGUGUGACCUUGACACGCAACGCCAAGUGACAAGACACGAGGCCGAGAAACUGGCAUCUUCUUUCGGCAUGAGAUACAUUGAAACCUCAGCACGUGAUGCCAUCAAUGUAGAAAAAGCUUUCACUGAGCUGACUCGUGAUAUAUAUGAGCUGGUUAGGAAGGGAGAGAUAAAUAUUCAAGAAGGUUGGGAAGGAGUAAAAAGUGGGUUUGUCCCAAAUGUAGUGCAUUCUUCAGAGGAGGUAAUUAAAUCAGACAGGCGGUGCCUAUGCUAAUUAGUUCAAGUAAUAUCCAGACCGCUUUAUAAACUCUACUAACAUAACAUUCACUCGUAACAGUUCUGUGUGGUGAAAGGUAGCAUAAAACCCCUAUGGAAACCACAACCAAAAUUUAACAGAGAGAUUGGACUCCAGCAAAAUCAAAUUCUGUAGUUUGACAGCACAGUGAUAAAAUGUUUCCAAUAUUGCAAGUUCUUUCAUCUUUGGCAUAGGCCAAGUGUGCAUGUCUAUGUUUCAGGAGUGGAAAAUCACAAAAUAUAAGCUACAAAAGGGUUUUAAAUACAUCCUUCUCCAUUUGGUCCUUUGGUGUAGUUUCAUGUUGGUAGAUAUAUGCAGUCAGUUAAUUCCACAGUGUAACGGUUAUAAUAAAUAGAUAUAAAAGAAGCAACCCUUUUGUAUAACGUACUUUAACAUAACGAACAUUUCGUUCUAGCUUCUAUUUCUAAUAACGACCAUGAUCCACAUGGACAAUAAGCCCUUACAUGGGAUGCACACUAUUGGAGGCUGCACUGUAGGCAUAGCAAAAAAUAAAGACUUGCUGGGCAAAUAGAAGUCAAUCUUGAGGACUUCUCACCAAAUAUGACCAUUCCUGGCCCUUUGUACUAUGGACCAGGUUAUAUUUAAGGCUUUUUCAUUUUUUUACAUGCUACUGAUUUAAGGGUAUGACUAAUCAGUCUCAGUUUGAUGAUAUUUUGCACUUGUCUAGGGGAAAUCAGUUAAAAAUAAUCAGCAAUAGAUUAAUGGAUCUAGCCAAGUGGUGGUAGGGGGCAUUGGACUUUUCAGCCUAUAUUUAUUUUAUAUCCAUCUUCCCUUCUCUGCAUAGUAUACCAUGUUGCCUUGGUAGCAGUUGUUUAUUAAUGUUAAUUCCUGCAACGUUAUAGCAGUUACAAUAGGUAAGUGGGGGGGAGGGUACUAAUUCACAUUUUAUACAAAGGAGAAAGGCAUACUUCGAUCAGUUGUUUUUGAAUAGAGCUGUUUUACCAUAUGAUAUUAAAUGGGAACAAACUGAUGGCAGCCAUGCUGGGUAACUUUUGCUGUUGCAGUAAAACUACCUAUUGCCCUAACUACUGUCAACAAUGUAAUAAAAACAGGCACAUAAAAAAAAAAGCAGUGCCGACUUCCGUGCUGCUUAUAUACAGUAUGAAAAUUGGUAAUAUAAUCUAAAAAGAUAGAAAAAAAAUAGGCAGUCUAAAGCAGGAAUUUGUUCAGAUAUCCAUGCAUACAUUGUUCCGCUAUUACAGAAAUAUUGCUCCUCGGCUCAUUGCUUCUGGAGGGGUACAAACGGAGUAUGAUGGGUUAUAAAAAUGUGAUUAAAAACAAAUAUAUUAAAAUGUGAAGGACUUAUUCCUAUUUAUUGCUGAGAUCACAAUUGAGCUUAAGUUUAUACUACUUACAUAGUCUGUCGGACAGGUUUCAGGUUGGCAUGGAGCCUAAGGGGUAACUAGCAAUUUAGGGAACAUGCCACUUUGAGCUCUACUGUACACGGCAGAUUGCGUCUCUUUGCCAGGCUGGCAUUCGGGAAUGCUUAAUUUAUCUUUUUAACUUCUAUGUAUGUUCUAGUAAUAACACAUCUUUCACAGUAACAUUUAUGUUAUACAUUGGUCUGUAAGCAUUAAAAGUGAACAAAUUA